AUGGGUGUCCGGUGGUUGCUGCUGCUGCUCGGGUGGAGCCGGGCUGGCGGCUGCUGGCAGCCCACGGCGUGUCCCCACAACGAGUCGUGGCCCUGCGUGCCCAAGUGCUGCCACAUGGGCAGCGCGUUCGACCACUCUUCCGGCGCCUGUCUGCCCUCCAGCGUGCCAUUCGACCCCAUUUUCGCCGGAGGACCCGACCCGGGGCCCAACUGCCUAAGGUGUAACCUCAUCGUUGGAGAACCUUGCCCAGACAAGUACAUGCUGGACGUGGACGACGAGUACCAGCUGUUCGCGAACGGCUCGCUGCGGCUGUGGGACGGCGAGUGGCUGGGGCCGGACGACUUCUGCGUGGACGCCUACUGGUCGCAGCUGCGCCAGCUGGCCGUGGCGCUGCCGCUGCUGUGCUACACGGGCGGCGCGCCCGACAGCGCCGGCGAGCACGCCAUCCGCUACGUGCUGUACCCUCUCGGCCUGCUUGUGUCGGUGCCGUUCCUGGUGGUGACGGCGUGGGUGUACCUGCGCUUCCCGCAGCUGCGCGACCUGCACGGCCGGGCGCUGGCCAACCACGCGCUGUGCCUGGCCGCCGCCUACCUCAGCCUCUCCGUCACCCAGCUGGCCGGCCACCGCUUCUCCACCGGAGCCUGCAUCGCCUUCGCGUUCCUCAUCCAGUUCUCGUUCCUCGCGGCCUUCUGCUGGCUCACCAUCCUCGCUCUGGACACCACGUGGAAGGUGCUGAGCGUGACGGGGCGCCUCCCGUACCCCGAGCAGCGGCCGCGGCAGUGGCGCGCGUGGGCGGGCUACUCGGUGUUCGCGUGGCUGGCGCCCGCGCUCUGCCUCGUCGUGACGCUGCUGGCGGACAUCCAGCCCAGCGUGCCGCCCUCCUUCGUCAGGCCCAGCCUCGGAACCGCCAGCUGCUGGUUCAGCAAUAAGGAGGCGGCUCUGCACUACUUCUACGGGCCAAUCGGCCUGCUGUUCCUGCUGAAUGCCGGCCUGUUUGCCGUCAGCAUCUACCAGACCUGCUCCUACCCGCCGGCCUUCAGGGACAGGUCGCCCACAGAGAGGGUGCGGAUGGUGGUGACGCUGUUCGUGUCGAUGGGCGUCAGCUGGACGAUGGAGCUGGUGUCGUGGGCGGUGGGGGGCCCGGUGUACGCGUGGGUCGUGCCCGACCUCAUCAACAUCCUGCAGGGCGCCAUCCUGUUCGUCAUCUUCGUGCUGGAGCCCAGCGUGAAGCGGGUCGUCUUCGCUGACAGCGACGCCAGGCGUCCGCGGCUGGUGCCCACCUCUCUGGAGUCCUCGCGGCUGCAGCCCGUCUGACCGGGCCCCGCGCUCUACGGCAUUGCCUGGUCAGCACCUGUUCCAUACAGAGGGCCAGCCAGCUACAAGGCACUACAAGCUUCCAGCAUUUGGCUCGACUGAAAUAUCUUCGGCCACGCGAUGUCAAAUCCUUCACUGUUAAGUCCGACAAAAUGUUGAUGUACUUCAGUAUGUAGUCUCAGUGCGAAAAUGAAACAGCAUUAGAAGACGAAAGUAUCGAAUUAGCUUUCCAGAAUUCCGACAUAUGCGCUUCAGAGCAGUUCUGAAACUGUGGCCCAGGAAAAUCCAGUGGUUAUUGAAAACAUCACAGAGGUUCCGGUGAAAAAUCACGGACCAAUUAAACAUUCAGUGUGUUAAGCAUUGAACUAAUCUUAUCUCUCAGUACGAAAACGAUUCCGUUUUACCGUGUUCAUUCGUCAUACUCAACUCGAACCUGCGACCUUUGCCAUUCAUGGGCAGGUGCUCUACCGAAGUUGUAUUUCAUUCAAAUCAAGUAUACAAUCCAGUAAAUCACUUAUUUCUAUAGACCACAUCUAUAAACAGCUUUUAUAUUAUGACCUUCAAGGAGUUGAAGCAAUACUUCACUGAACUAAUAAAAAUACAGAGAAAUUUAACCCCCACUAACUAAUAGUUAACAAGGUUUUCGAAACUGGAUGUAUAAUGUACAGAUAAAAAUUUCUAAAUGGUUAUCUGCGAAAAGUCACUAAUUGCUACUAAUUUACAAACAAUAGUGGUAUUCAUGUGUCCCAUCACUUUUGUUUGUUAUUCUGAAGGUGACAGGCGUAAGUGAUUAAAUGAGUGGCUCAGGAUCGUUACCUUCUGAAUUAUAUCUUGAGAUUCUUUUUUCAGUUUUUUGCAGGCCACCACUUUGUUUUUCUUCUUCCUUAGUAACCCUAUUUUUCAUUAAAAUUCUUUUGGACCAUCUUCUAUCGUAACCGUAGUUUCCGCCAUAGUUUUAACUUGUCCAGCAAGCUUCUUGUCAACUUCUAUCGUUUUUCUGAGCUUAAUCCUUUUUGUCAACCAAAUUCUCCCUCAAAGUUUUAGUUGGCUAGUGUCACACUGAAGAAUGAUUUAUCCGCUACAUUACUCCUUUUUUAACACUUACUUCUUCAUUCAACUUUGUCUUCCCCUCUUUAGCUCCUCACUUAUAAUUUCAUAAGUUAAUUUAUUUCUAUCCUAACUGCGUUUGCCAAAUGUGCACAGCUUUUUACAAAGGGAUUUAUUCCGUUGAAAUCAUUCACGGAUUCUAUGCUCUUCUUCCUUACCUGCCCAUCUGCCUCGCAACCCGCCCUCACAGCUUUACUUCUGGCUGUACAUCUCUUAUCUUCCUUACUAGCACUACUGGAAGGAACGAUAUUGUCGAGACAUUGCUUACCCAUAGGUUAGGCGAUUGCUUUCACUGCAGAAUGAAUAUUCAUUCUCGAAGCAAUCCUCAAGGCUGUGACUAAGCCAUAUCUCCACAACAUACUUUCUGCCAGAAAUGCUAAUCCAGAGAGAUAUUCAGGUGAACUUGUGUGAUGUUUGGAAGGUUGGAUAUGAGGUACUGGCGGAAGUAAAUCCUAGAGUUUGGGUCGAGAGUUGUUUGGAUAGCUCAGCCGAUAAAGCAACAGCACGGGAAAUGAAAAGGUUCCAGAUUCAAGUCCCAAGCCGGCACAGAGUUUCAAUUCGCUAGGAAGUUUUAAAUCAGCGUACACUUCACUGGAAAAUGAGCAUUCAUUUUGGAAAUAAAGCGACUUUUUACAGCCUCAUUUUUAUUUUGCACGAAGAUGGUUCAAAUGGCUCUGAGCACUAUGGGACUUAACAUCUGAGGUCAUCAGUCCCCUAGAACUUAGAACUAAUUAAACCUAACUUAACCUAAGGACAUCACACACAUCCAUGCCCGAGGCAGGAUUCGAACCUGCGACCGUAGCGGUCGCGCGAUUCCAGACCGUAGCGCCUACAACCGCUCGGCCACUCCGGCCGGCUCUCGUGGACAAGCGGUACUUACAGAAUAGUAACGCGUUUCGCAGAAGAGUUUUAAGUUCGAUUUCUACAAAGCACUUCAUACCAACAGACAACUGCUUCCUGUUAUGUAAAACAUCAAAAGUUGAAAGGUCAUCUAUUGAACAAUUCUCUCCACGUAGCAAAAACAUAAGGUCGAACCUGGGCACAUUCAAACUUUCUCCCUACUUCUAUGUGACAAACAACUUGACAAAAGCGUCUCAAACCGAAAAUUUGUAACAACAUUGCUCAAUACCGAUUUAUCAGUUGCUGGAAAAUUCUUGUUUUAGGCACUUGGCCUAAAUGUACACAGUGGUUAAUUAAUACAGUACACGCGUAUUCCAAAUGCGUCUAGUAGCUAUCACAGUCAUACGUUUGAGUAUCGCUUAUGUGUGGGGCUGGUAUAAAUCUUACAGUGAUGUUAGAGAAGCGAAAAUUACCAUAAUAUGAGAGCUUGCUUCCGAACAGGUAAACGACAAUCCAACGACGCAACUUGUCUUUCUGAAGUGCGACGAAGCUAUACAUGACCUAACCAAAACAAAUCACUAUUUAUCUCAGUAAACAACUAACUGUCGUACCGCACUAUUCUUGCAUGAGAAUUUUUCGACCUUGAACGGGGUCCGUACUCAGUGACAAGUUCCACGAAAGUUACACAAGUCAUUGCAAGUGGAUGAGGGAGAAAGGCGGGCCCACUGCGCACCAUAACGGAAAACGGUAUGCAGAGAAAUUUUUAUCCGUCAGACGAAAGAAUGCAGACGUUUGUGGAAUCAAAUCGGUCGGACUUUCAAAGCUACUAUCACUAUAUGGAAAAUCUGCUAAGUACACAAAUUUUACCGCAUCAGACUAGAUUCUUUCGUGUCAGACUUGUAAGGGAGAUUUUCUUGUAUAACUUAAGAUCUUGUCUGUAGCAAACUGCUCAUCUGCUUUCAUUGAAGAUAUCGGUCAGAAUGGAGCGUCAGUUAAAGGCCGGAGAAUGGCGCACUAGUAAUCCAUGAAAAAUAGUGCCGCAGCAACGCGAGCAGUACCGUUUCCUUUAUGCGAGAUCUGGUUUAAUGAUGUACUGCGUAUGAAGUAACAGCAUUUAGUACUCACAUUAGGUGUCGCACGCUGUCAUAUUUAUGAGAUUCCUACGCCACAGCACUUCAUCUUGUGUAACAAGCGUACUUAAACUGCUAUAUUUUCUGCAGGAGUCAAACAACACAGGCAACCUACUCCAGUUGUACAAUUGUGUUAAGAAUUUGAUACAUUUACUGCUAAUUUAUUUGUAACUAUUACUGACGUUUGUAUUACUUCUUAAAUAAAUGUUGUUUUUAAUUAAA
Molecule: messenger RNA, 4613 nt
Organism: Schistocerca gregaria
Lineage: Eukaryota; Metazoa; Arthropoda; Insecta; Orthoptera; Acrididae
Product: G-protein coupled receptor Mth2-like
Exons: 7
Coding region: 1-1314 (437 amino acids)
Biological process (GO): G protein-coupled receptor signaling pathway; cell surface receptor signaling pathway
Cellular component (GO): membrane
Molecular function (GO): G protein-coupled receptor activity
Source: RefSeq, a predicted model, not a curated record